AUGUUCUUCAUGUCAAUCUUUUUGUUUUGGUUUUUGCACUUUCAACCUCGCGCGAUGUCGAGUGUCGUUGACAGUGAGGCACACUUUGACCUUCGUUUGAGUGAGCUUGGAUUGAGUGAUCCUUUCAUAAAUGCACUGAAGAAUGGUGGGAUCAGGACCUUAUCUCAUUUGGCCUUUUCCAUAGGCCAACCCAAUCAGGUGCUUUCCAACGAUGAUGUCACCAAUUUUCUUCAGGGCCUCCUCGGGCGCGCUCCGUCGCUCGUUGAGAGUAGCAGUACAAAGAGGCUCACUUUUGAAGCGCAGACAUAUGUUGUGGCUACUCUCCGACAAGGGCUUGAGCAGCAAGAUGAGGCUGUACCAAGGAGAGUGGCCCAUGCAGAGAGGACCACAAGGAUGAGUGCACUUCAGUUGGCGUUGUCCGGAGUCUCAAUUUCUGGAGAACUUGACCCUGCACACAUUCUUCUUGACAAAGCAACUGCCAUGUAUGAACAGAACAUUGUUAAAUACAUUGAGCCUUCAGCUUGCAUCAGCAGGGCUUUUGAGGUGCAGGGCAAAAAGGAGUCUCGCGAGUUGAGUCUUGAGAAGGGCUCAUUAGUUCUCAAAGCAGGGAGUGAAAAGUUGACCUCCCCAACUGAUACAGAGCUCAAAGUGCACUACGCUAUGCAGAGGAGGGCGCUCGCAUUUCAGUUUGCGAAUCUCAUGAGCUAUGCCCAACACAAUGAGUGGUUCAGUUUUCUAGUUGACGCUCUUCAUCGUGAGGCUCCACCGGGAUUUCAGCGUCCAAGUCUUGCUCAACUUCUGCAAUGCGACAGGGCAGCAUGGACUCGACUAGCAAGCAGUCUUUCAACGAUCCGUCAACGGGCUGAUGGAACAUAUCCUCUAGGAGAAGCACCGCUCAACCUUCGUGCUGAUCCAAACAUUGUCCUCUACUUGUCGCCAGUUGCAAAGCUGAUUUCAGUUUCAUCGGAGUCCAGUUCAUGGCGGGCUCAGCCCUACGGAUCACAGAAGGGCUCGGAGCGGGGCAUAGAGAAAGGAAAAACAAAGGGAAAGGGCAAAGGCAAGUCAUCUGCCCCUUCAAUGCCUGCGGAACUACGAGGCAAGUGGUACAAGAAUGCUCAGGGAGAGCCGCUCUGCUUCGGCUACAACACUGCUGCAGGCUGCCAACAUUCGAAGACAGUCCAAGAUGGAGAGCGCUGUCCGAAAGGUUGGCAUCUUUGUUGUGAACCUCGUUGCCAAGGCCCUCAUCCAUUGAGCAAGCAUGGCAAGAGUGGGCAGUGA
Durusdinium trenchii is the source of this 1278-nucleotide messenger RNA. Lineage: Eukaryota; Dinophyceae; Suessiales; Symbiodiniaceae. The record is from the annotation of a GenBank genome assembly.